AUGAGAGCGUGGAGACUUACGGUGGCGGCGGCGCUCCUGAACGAGUCGUCACGUCUCUCGUUUGUCGGCAUUAAAGGUUAAAAUGUGAAGAUGUUUUCAGACGGUCUCCUCCUGAUGCCCCGGCGGUCCAGUUUCUGUUCUUCUGUCCUCAGGAUGUCGUCGUAAACCCAAAACCAGGCGCAGGUUUGCUCUUCAGGUCGUGACGGCGGUGGGCCGCUUUGGGAAAAUGGAGGCGGUGAAUUUUUGGGGGGUGGGUGUGUCCGCUCUGGAUGGAUGAUGAUGUUUUUGAAUCGUGACGUGGCUUCGUGUGCGUGUUUGUGUGGUUCUGUCGUAGAGGGCGGGGUCAAAUCUUUGAAGGGGAAUCAGACCCGUUUGUUUCUGAGCACACCUGACCGGACGCCGUUCUUCCACCUGGACCUCUCAGUUGGUUCGCUGGUUCUUGUUCAGUCUGAUAAAAAAGGUCCGAGGAGUUUGUGACCCGGUUUUAGUCGUGGAGCGGAUCUUCAGAACUUUUCUUACGCUCCAGAACUCUGACUCCUGACCUGCAGAGGUGAACCCGUCCACGUUCACUCCAGAUCUGAGAUCUUUGACCUCCUGA
This is a messenger RNA of Xyrichtys novacula (pearly razorfish), 598 nucleotides long. The record is from the annotation of a GenBank genome assembly. NCBI's taxonomy places the organism in Eukaryota, Metazoa, Chordata, Actinopteri, Labriformes, Labridae.